AUGGCAGCGCAAUCUGAUGAGAACCAACCCCCUUCGUUCUUCGACAUUAUCGAAAUCAAAGAGCUUCCUGACGAGCCAGUAGCCGAGACAGCCGCACCGGCUGAGCCCGAAGCUCCAGCUGAGGUUGCGGAGAUUGCUCCAGCAGGAGUGGAAGAAGCGGAGGCAGAAGCAGCAACGGCUACUGAAGCGUUGCAAGAAGAGAGCUCUAAGCGGAGCGCGGUGGCGGGAGCGAUGGCGGAAGUAGCAUCUGCGGUUCACGAGGACGAGAGGGCAGCUGUGGUUACUGCAGCAGGUGAGGCCUCUGCUGAGAGUGCUGCCUCUGCUGACCAUGCGUCUGCCACCACUGCUGCUCCUGCUGUCGCUGUUGCGAUCCCCGAGCGGCCGCCCACCAGAUUUGUGAAGCGGAGCCCGCUCAAGGAUGCGAUGGCGAGGAAACUGGAGGCAGCGGCCGCAGCGGGCGAGCCCAGCGACGAUGAAUCGUUCUCCCUCCCCCCUCUCCCCUCAUGUUCCAUUGUUGGCCAAACACUCAAUCAAUCUCCCUCUCUGUCUGAACAGGAGCUUGUCGAAGCAGCCACGCGAUGGCGUUCGUCACUUCCUCCCCGGCUGCCUUCUAAGUUCAAGCGCCAAUUCCCAAGGUUCCAGUCCAGACCGCGCCCAGGCACCCACUUGACAGAAGUCGUUCUGAACCUGUCUGGUUCUGCUGCUGCUCAGGAGAAACAGCUGGAACCUGCUCCUGUGUCAGAUGCAUCAGUCAGUGCUGCUGAAGAAGUAGCGGUGACCCAAGAAGAUGUAGGAGAUAUCGAGGCGGUGGUGGAAGCAGCGCCGAGUGUGAAUGGGGUGAAGAGGCGAGAUGCGCUUGAGGCGAUGACGGCCCAGGAUUUGAAAUCCUAUUUUCCAAAUGGAAAGAGGGAGAUUAACUUUGAGAAGGCGAAUCGCAACUGCACCGACCCCUUCCAGUUUGAAAACAUCCGCAAGGAGCCCUGCGCGUGUACGCCUUCUGACUAUGCGAAGGAGUACUCGAAAGGGGAUGAUGGCAAAUGCUACUUGCAGUAUCGCCCAAGCAACUGCCAGGGAGGGCAAGAGUCGAAGCGAAUCCUGGUGGACCUUCUGUUCUGUGAGUUGAAGCCUGUCCCAUGCACAGAGGCGAACGUGAAGAGCAUGUACCUCACGUGCGACUACAUCCGUGACCCAGCCACCAAUCAGCAGCUCUCCAAGACUCGCAUGAUCCAGGUGGUGUACUAUUUCGACAAUCAGUGCAACCCUGCUGCUCGUGGCUCCCUUGCCCUCCCUCCCAGCGACUACAUUCCUUGCGACACGCGGUGUGGCCCGGGGAUGUUUCUCAAAGGCAACAACUGUCACAAGUGCCCGCAAGGCUACUAUAGCAUGGGAGGCGGGUUCCGUUAUGAUGCCUUCAAGGACCUCGACCCCAAGGUCUUCCAGACAGAGUGCUCGUUCAGCAACAACACGGGCACGUUCCCCUGUGAGGGGUGGUAUGCGGAGGAGGGGCAGCUGAAAGUGGGCUCCUACGACCCUGCCAACUACUGGCUCGAGGAGGAGUGUGCGUACUUCACCAACAUGACGUGCCACAACAACCUGCAGUCCUCGCUCAAGCUGCCACUCACUCUCGUCAGGGACGGGUAUGUCACAUUCCGCUUCACAGUGAGCUCGGAGCGGCAGCGGGAUGGACUGGUGUUCUAUAUCGACGACCUUAACACCCCCGCCAUGCUGCUGGCUUACAACCAGUUCGAUCCUAAGGAGGUCCGCUUCCCCCUGGCAGCAGGAAGGCACACGCUCGUGUGGGCGUAUGUCAAGGACUCGUCGUUCACACAAGGCAGGGACUCUGCCGCCCUACAGUUUCUGGAGGUGGACGGCAUUGCAUUCACCGACUCAGCCUGCCUCAAAUGCCCUGCCGGCUUCUUCAGUGGGGAGCAAGCCACCAACUGCACAGCAUGCCCUCCCGACCACAUCUCAGCGGAGGGGUCAGGCCAGUGCGAGGCGUGCAACAGCACCACGUUCGCCCUCGCCACACCCCGCACCCAAUGCACCCCACGCCCUCUGUGCAACGUGACAGUAGACGCCACGCCCACCUUCACCCCCUGCGUUGCCUCCUCGCGCACGCGCACCAGGGUGUGGUCGUGGCUCUCCCCUCAAGUCUGCCAGCCCGACCCCGCCCAUGGCCUCCCUCCCAACACCACCGAGCCAUGCGAGCCCUGCCCGUCAGGGCAGUACGCAGUUGUGGAUUCUGCCACUGACACUCUCACCUGCACCUUCUGCCCCACUGGCACAGCGCGGAACGUCUCAGAAGCAUCAACAGUACAACCACUCCCCCCUCCAGGCGCGGCUGCCCCUCCCUCUGCAGCCCCCUCAACCACAUCGGACGAAACUUGCCACCCGUGCCAGCCUGGCGAGGCAGCAGUGAGGAUGCUCUUGCUGGAGCACUUCCGCACCGUGGAAGAGGGGAAGCUUCCCAGCGGCUUCCAGACUGGAUGCAGUGGGGAGUGUGGGUCAGGCGGGUGGCGAGUGGUGGGGGAUUAUCUGGACUCGGGGGCGAAUAACGGCAAGACUGCCUCUGUGUGGCUGGCACUCACGGUGAAUCUCACCAUCCCCGGCUACAUCACAUACGACUUUGCUUGUCUAUGUGCCACCCAAGCUCACCCCUCCCCACCACUCUCCCUUGUCUCUGCAGGUGUGGCUGGCCCGCUCACAGUGAAUCUCACCAUCCCCGGCUACAUCACAUACGACUUUGACGUGUGGCUGGCACUCACAGUGAAUCUCACCAUCCCUGGCUACAUCACAUACGACUUUGACGUGGACAUCCCUCCUGGCGACCUGCAGCGCGGACUCUUCUUCUACGUGGACGACAACCUGCUCGAGAACAUUGAGGACGGGGGCAGCAUGGGCGUGAGCGUGCCAGUGGGUCGCAGCAGCAGCCAGCAUUGGCCGCUGGCAGCAGGCAGCCACCGCAUCAUGUGGGUGUGGGUCACCCUCAACGCCGAUCGCACCUCCGUCGAUCGCUCCUCUGCCAUCCUGCACAGCGUGCGCAUGUGGGGGGCGGCACAGGGGGGCGCGCCCGGGUGUGUGCGCAUCCCUGCAGGCGCGCAGAAGGGGCAGAGCGGGGACGCGUGGGAGGAGUGUCCUGCUGGGUAUUACAGUGAGGGCGGGGAAGGGCUGUGCCAGAAGUGCCCUGCGAACACCUUCAACCCGAAACCUGCGGGCAACCGCACUGCUUGCCAGCCGUGCGGCCUGGGCACAUCCUCUCUGGAGGGCAGUGCGGAGUGCGCCAUAGGGGACAUCACCUCGCCCUCCUCCUUCUGCACUUUCAUCGUCCGCUCCUUCAACAGUACAGACACGCUCCUUUACGACCUCUCCCCCCUCGCGCACCAGAACCUAGGCCGCCUCGUGGGGCCCAUAUACGAAGGCCCAUCCUUUGUAGACCUGCAAAAGGGUCCUAAGUACUAUGUGUCGGUGUGUGCUCGCAGCAACAGUGAUAACGCUGUGUAUCGCCCUGUCGCUUCCUCUGCUGCUGCUGGGGGUGCUGGUGUUGGGGGUGGUGCGGCUGGGGGCGGUGGUGUGUGGAGUGGUGAUAGUGGUGGUGGGAAGGGGGGCAGGGGCGGCAAGGGAGAGAGAGCGAACACGACGUACCCGUGCAUCAUGUACACUGGGAAGCCCCUCAACAACACUUAUGUGUGCCGGAUCAACCCGAAUCUGAAUGAGCACAGCACAGCCACAUCGGCCCACAGCCUGGGGGACACCGUAUCACUGGCCCCUUUGGGGAGCUUCUCCGACCCGCAGCUGCAGCGGCGAGGGCUGGUGAUGUCGUUCCACGGAGAGAGCUGCCCGAUGUCCGACGCCCCCAGCACCUUCAACCUCACCUUCAUCUGUGACCCCGAGGCUGGCUACGGCCACCCAGAGCCAUGGACGGAGGGGGGCAAGAAGGCAGCUCUGAACCCCACCCUCUCCUACCCGGCAUGGGCCAAUCGGUCGGGCGAUGUCAUCCCCGUGGGGCGCGAGGCGCCUGUCUCAUGCCUGUUCCAGAUGGUGUGGUACACGGCGUAUGCGUGCCCGCUGUGCACUGUGCUGGAUAUGGAGCCUGUUGCCGUUGCCAACUGCAUCGACAACAAGCGCUUCACCUACAAAUACAAGACGCCAAGGCUUUGCCAGCCAAAUCCCCAGGUGCCCUUACCUCCUGAUGAGUUCUGCCUUCCCUGCACCAAGGACGACUACCAGAGAUUUGAGGACUCUUGCACCGACGCCAACGGUGUGCACAACGUAACAUACAUCUGGAAGCUCCCGAAGACUUGUAACGAGGACCUUUCUGGAGCGGAGAAGCUUCCGGAAGGGACACUGGCGGGGAUUUGUGACAUGGAGGUCAAGCUUUCCGUGCACGUGGGAGGCAACGCCACCAUCAGCGGCAGCAAUGACCGUCAAAUCCUCGCUCUCGAAGCCAGCUUCGGCGCGGGGCUUCCGAAGACCAAGGCUGACGCGCUCUCCUUCUCCCUUGCGCAGAUGCAGCCCCUGCUUGCUUGUUCCGACCCCCUGCCUCCUCUCCCUUCAGUACGUGCGCUCAGAGCCCCGUCUUUUUUCCUCGCCCUCGUUAGUCACCAUGCUCCUGAAUUUCAGGGCCAGGCAGUGUUAGUGCAGCGAGGCGACUGCAGCUUCGCCUCGAAGGCCCUCCGCGUGCAGCGGCUGGGAGCAGCUGCUGCCAUCGUCAUCAACAGUGAAGAAGGUAUCAUUGGCAUGGGUUGCAACGCAACAGACUUGACUGAAGGCGUUGUGACUAUACCGGUGGUCAUGGUCUCCAACUCGUCAGGCCAAUUCCUCCUUCAAGCCCUCUCCAACGCCUCCGCCUCCCCCUCCGCCUCCGCCUCCGCCGCGCCAGUCACUGUGUCCCUGUACGCGCCUCCGCGGUCACUGCUGGACCUGGCAGAGCUGGUGCUGUGGGCGCUGGCGCUGCUGUCGCUCGUGGGCGCGUCCGCGUGGGCUGCCGCGGAGGAGAAGGCCGCGCUGGAAGGGAAGAGUGGCGCGGGGCAGUCCCUGGCGGACCAGGUACGGGGGGAGUGGGGGGGGGGAACGGGGGAAGAUGGGGGAGGGAAGGAGGAUGUGCCCCAGGGCGGCCCCUCGGGAGCAUACGAUAUGUCACCACAAGGCGACUCCUCGGGAGCGUAUGACAUGUCAGUGGGGUCAGCAGUGGGUUUUGUGGUGAUGUCGUCUGUCAUGCUGCUGCUGCUCUUCUUCCUCAUGUCGCCCCUCGUCUUCUACAUCAUCCUCAUGCUCUUCUGCGUUGCGGCGCUCGAGUCGCUCUAUGUGUGCCUCUCCUCGCUCCUCCACAGGCUCUUCUCCAUUCUCUUGUUUUUCUUGUCUCCUCUCGGCGUUGCUCUCCUCCUCUUCGGCUUCGUCUCUUGGCUCUCCCUCUCCUCCUUCCUCUCUGCUUGGCUCUUCCCACUCCAGUCUCCUCACGGCGUUGCUCUCCCCCUCCUCGGAUUCGUCUCCUGGCUCUCCCUCUCCUCCUUCCUGCUCUCCCUCGCCCUCACCAUCACCUGGGCUAUCUUCCGCAACCACCCUGAUGCAUGGGUGGCACAGGAUAUCCUGGGCAUAGCGCUGAUGAUCACGGUGCUGCAGGCAGUGCGUCUGCCCAACAUCAAGGUGUCCACUGUGCUGCUCUCCCUCGCUUUCUUUUACGACAUUUUCUGGGUCUUCAUCUCGCCGCUCUUCUUCAACGGAAAGAGCGUUAUGAUCGAGGUGGCAACAGGGGAGCGCACGGGAGGAGAGGGCAUACCCAUGCUGCUCAAGGUGCCGCACAUAACAGAUCCAUGGGGGGGAUACUCUGUGCUGGGCUUUGGCGAUGUCGUGCUGCCAGGCCUCCUCAUCGUCUUCAGCAGAAGAUACGACUGCAUCACCAAGAAGAUGGGCAUGGAUGGGUACUAUCUGCCGGCCAUCAUCGGCUAUGCUGUGGGCCUGCUUCUCACGUUUGUGGGGCUGCUUCUGAUGAAAGGCAACGGACAGCCCGCGCUGCUUUACCUUGUCCCUUGCACCCUUGGGGUGAUUGUGCUGUUGGCGUGGCGACGAGGGGAGCUGAGUGCUCUCUGGAACCGGGGAGAAGAGAGCUCUGAACCCAGGUAG
Closterium sp. NIES-65 is the source of this 6120-nucleotide messenger RNA. The record is from the annotation of a GenBank genome assembly. NCBI's taxonomy places the organism in Eukaryota, Viridiplantae, Streptophyta, Zygnematophyceae, Desmidiales, Closteriaceae.